UUGCGUGAAACCAUCUCGGGACUUGCUUACCAUUCUGUAUAGAGCGGUACAAAAGCAGAGGACGAACAAAAACACAUACAAAGCCAAACUGAAAAAUUGUACAGGGAAUAUGGAUAUUCAGCAAAAUAAUAAACGCCUGCGAUGCGAAGGCGAGGAAAUUAUUUCAUCAAUAGAUGAUUUUAUGGAUGAACUAAUCCCGUAUGAGGAAGAGCAGCAAGGGCAAGCAAGUGCCAGUGAAGCAAGUGAUAAAUCAUGUAACGCAUCAAACGCAAUAAUGGAAAUGUUGAGGAAAAUUCAAGAAACACAAAACUCUAUCCUCAGCGAAUUGAGCCAACAGAAAUUAGAAAUUUUAGAGAUCAAAGAAAGCCAAAAUCUAUUUCAAGAAAAGAUAGCUAAACAAUCGAAAAACAUUUUCCAGCUACAAGUUUAUAUUGAGAAGCUAAGCAGUGUAGUUUGUGAUGGAAAAGGAGUAAAAACUAACCCCCCUGAGGGAUUUAGGAAGCUAGAAAAUAAGAAGGAUUUAGAUGAUUUCAACCAAAGAAUAGGAUCAGACGAAGAUUACAAAGUUAAAAUAUAUCAGUGGUUGGAUCAUAACAUGAUGAAAGGAGAUAUGAAAAACAGGAUGAAUGAUUCACGUGACAUGAUCUUCUGCCCAGAGUUGUUUGCAGGUUGUAACUGGAAAGGCGGCCCGAUAAGUAACCCUAAAAUUCCUUUAGCUUCAUAUACAAAUCUUUUAGAACUUUUCAGAUCUAUUGGUAGCAAUUCAUUGAAAGAGGCAACUGAAGAAGACGUUGUUGACUUCUUCAAAUUGAAAUUGCGAUACGGAAAAGAUCGUUUAAAUUUAAAAAAACCCAAUAGCUACUUAGAAAAGGUUUUAAAUAUGAAUCUAAAAGAUUUAUGGGUAGGACCGCUUUUUUUGCUGCAAUCUGCAAAUAAUUUUGUCGCAAUUAAUGAAUUAACGUGGUUCAUUCCUCGUGUUUUUGUUUAUUCAUCACCUUAUUCAUUAUUUCAUCCAUCCUUCACAUUCACAAAAAUAUAACGUUUAACGUUAGAACUAUAUUGAGCCAGAACAUAUGUGUGAAUUUAUGUUUAUUGAAUAAGUUGCGAAUAAUGUUAGCGGAUAUAGGCAUUACAAUGGAAUUAUUUAAA
Messenger RNA from Anopheles arabiensis, 1149 nucleotides. RefSeq lists its product as uncharacterized. The transcript is spliced from 2 exons. The coding region runs from base 110 to 1039 and encodes 309 amino acids. Lineage: Eukaryota; Metazoa; Arthropoda; Insecta; Diptera; Culicidae. The record is from RefSeq and is a predicted model, not a curated record.